UUGUUUUUGCUCUGCGGCUGGGGCCGGGUCUCCGGGCAGAUCCACUACUCGGUGGUUGAGGAGUCAGAGGUGGGAACUGUGGUGGGGAACAUGGCCCGGGACCUGGGCUUGAAGGUGGAGGAGCUGCCGGGUCGCAGGCUGCGCCUGGGCUCCGAGGAGAGCUCGCGCCACUUCUCCGUGCGCCUGGACAGCGGCACGCUGGUGGUGAGCCAGCGGCUGGACCGGGAGCGUCUGUGCGGAGCAGCUGCCAGCUGCGUGCUGUCGGUGCAGGUGCUGACAGAGAACCCCCUGCAGCUCUUCCGCCUGGAAGUGGAGAUCCUGGAUGUGAACGACAACUCCCCGAGCUUCCCCACUGCUCAGCGCACCCUGCGCAUCGCCGAGUCUGCCACGGUGGCCGCGCGCUUCCCCCUGGAGAGUGCUCAGGACCCCGAUGUGGGCACUAAUGCUGUGAGCUCCUACAGGCUGAGCCCGAACUCCCACUUCUCCCUGGAUGUCAAGCAGCAGCCGGAUAGCAAACUCUUCCCGGAGCUGGUACUGGAGCGUGCCCUGGACCGGGAGGAGCAGCCAGAACUGCAGCUGGUGCUGACGGCCGUGGACGGGGGAAGCCCAGCCCGCUCGGGCACGGCACAGAUAACAGUCCUGGUCCUGGAUGUCAAUGACAACGCUCCCACCUGUGACCGCACCACGUACAAGGUGCGAGUCCCGGAAAACACACCUGUGGGGGCCGUGCUCCUCCGGAUCAACGCGUCUGACCCCGACGAGGGUCCCAAUGGGGAGACACAGUACUCCUUCGGGGUUCACACCUCCGACUCGGUGCGGAGGCUCUUCUCCCUGGAUCCCCACAGUGGUGAGGUCCGGGUGAGUGGGGCCCUGGACUUUGAGGAAUCACCUUUCUAUGAGAUCUAUGUGCGAGCCCAUGACGGAGGGGUCCCAGAGAUGGAGGGCAAUUGUGUUCUGCAGGUGCAAGUGGAGGAUGCCAAUGACAACCCCCCAGAGGUGCUGCUCACCUCCCUGCUGAAUCCGGUGCCAGAAGACACCCCACCAGAGACUGUCGUGGGGCUCUUCAAUGUCCGGGACCGAGACUCAGGGGCCAAUGGGGAUGUGAGCUUGCAGAUCUCCCCUGAUGUGCCUUUUGCCAUCAGGUCCCUUCAGAACCACUUCUCCCUGGUCACCCAGGAGAGCCUGGACCGAGAGUCCACCUCACAGUACCGAGUGGUGCUGAUCGGCCGGGAUGGUGGGUCUCCUGCCCUCACCACAACACUCACACUGCUCCUCAAUAUAUCUGAUGUGAAUGACAACCCCCCACGCUUCUUGCAGCCCUCCUACGAUGCCUUUCUCGAGGAGAACAACCCGCCUGGCUCCCUGCUGUGCACUGUCUCUGCCUCAGACCCUGAUGAUGGGGAUAAUUCCCGGCUUGUUUACUCCAUAGUGAGUGGCCAAGUGCAGGGUUCCCCCAUCUCUUCCUUCGUCCACAUCAACCCUGACAAUGGCAACCUCUACGCUCAGAGCACCUUUGACUUUGAGCAGCUGCAGGUUCUGCCGGUCUCUGUGGCCGUGCGGGACUCGGGGUCCCCCCCGCUCCAUGCCAAUGUUACUGUCUACAUCUUUGUGCUGGACCAGAAUGACCACCCCCCCACCAUCCUGCACCCUGCCAGUGACAGCGAUGUCUCAGCACCCCAGAGGGUCCCGCUGUCUGUCCCACCGGGCUCCCUGGUCACCAAGGUGACAGCGGUGGAUGCGGAUGCCGGGUACAACGCCUGGCUCUCGUACCGGCUGUUGCCACAGUCCACCGACCCCUCCUUGUUCCACAUGUCUCUGCACACCGGGGAGGUGCGGACGGCACGUGCCUUCCAGGACACCGACAUGGCAGUGCAGCAGCUCGUUGUCCAGGUGAUGGACAACGGCAACCCACCGCUCUCCACCACUGCCACCAUCACUGUGACCCUGGAGGAGGCAGCCCCGGAGGAGAGCUACAAGCCUCGGGACUUCCUGGCUGGUGCCAAGGAGAAGCCAGACCUGACCCUCUACCUGAUCAUCGCGCUGGCAGCCGUUAGCACGGUGGCACUGGCCACUGUCACCGUCCUGGCCGCCAGGUGCCUCCGGCGCAGGGGCCGCGCCGCCGUCUCACCCUACUGCUGCUGCUGGCUCAGCGAGUCGCCCUCCCGGGACUUCUUCAAGCACUCCAGCCCCAAGCUGCAGCUCAGCUCCGACGGCACCCUCAAGUACAUGGAGGUCACGCUGCGACCCACCGACACCCAGUCCCAGUGCUACAGCACCUGCUUCUCCCAGGGCUCCGAGGGGAGCGACUUCACCUUCCUGCGGCCUUCGGCGAGCGCUGAGCGCGGCCCCCGGCGCGGAGGGCAUCGCUGCCCGGCCGGCCACCCGGCAAGGAUGCCGAGGGCAGGGCAGGCGCGCCGGUCCCUGGGGCUGCCGCGUGUCUUCUCCUUCUGUUUGUUCUUGCACAGCUCCUCCGCUCAGAUCCGGUACAGCAUCCCGGAGGAGCUCACCCGGGGUGCCUUUGUGGGCAAUAUUGCGAAGGACCUGGGCACCGAUGUGGCGAAGCUGGCGGCAGCUAAUCUGCAGGUACUGUCCGAUUCGGAUUCCCAGUACUUCUCUGUCAACGUGAACACCGGUGUUAUAAUGGUCAGCGAGCGGAUAGACCGGGAGCAGCUCUGCGGGCAGAACCCACGCUGCUUCCUCCACUUGAAACUUGCCAUCGAGAACCCAGUGGAGUUUUACCGCAUUGAGGUGGAGAUCUUGGAUAUCAAUGAUAACCCCCCCGAAUUCCCCAGUGAGGAGGUUUCCCUGCGCAUCUACGAGCUGGCGUCUCUGGGUGCCCGCUUCCCCAUCCAGCCUGCCCAGGACCCUGACGUGGGCACCAACACCUUGCAGACCUAUCACCUGAGUGCCAACGACAACUUCAACCUCAACGUGAAGGCACGCACUGAUGGUGGGAAGUUCCCUGAGCUGGUGUUGGAGCGGGCCCUGGAUCGGGAAUUCAGAGCUUUUCAUCACUUGGUCCUGACUGCUGAAGAUGGGGGCUCUCCCCCACAGUCCAGCAAGAUACGCAUCACUAUUCAGGUCCUGGAUGCCAAUGACAACCACCCUGUCUUUGACAGACCAUCCUAUGGAGCCCGCUUGGUGGAGAACUCGCCGCUGGGCACCCUCGUGGUGAAGUUAAAUGCCACCGAUGUGGACGAAGGACCCAACGGAGACAUUCGCUACUCCCUCAGCAGCCACAACUCGGCUGCCUUACGCCAGAUCUUCGCCAUCGAUGAGCAAACUGGGGAGAUUCGUGUCCAGGGCAACCUGGACUUCGAGGAGGCGACGGUGUAUGAGAUCGAAGUGGAGGCCAAGGACAUGGGGUCGCCCACGAUGGAGGAGCACUGCAGCGUGGUGGUGGAAGUCACUGAUGUGAAUGACAACGCACCCGAGGUCAUUCUUACCUCCUUCUCCAGCUCCCUGAGUGAGGACGCCCUGCCGGGCACAGUGGUGGCUGUGAUACACGUCAGAGACAGGGACUCUGGGGAGCAGGGCAAGGUCCUGUGCCACGUGUCUCCGGAUCUUCCCUUCCAGCUGCGCAAGGACUACGAGCACCAGUACUCGCUGCUAACCAGCACCCGUUUGGACCGGGAACAUGUUGCCUACUACAAUGUCACAAUCUCUGCCUCGGACCUGGGCAAUCCCCCACUCUCCCGCCACACCAUCUUGCCAAUCACCCUGACAGAUGUCAACGACAACGCUCCCCAGUUUGAGCAAGCAUCCUAUGAAGUGCUGGUGGCAGAAAACAAUCCAGUGGGCAGCGUGCUGGUUACGGUCUCUGCUGCUGACCCUGACUCGGAGCAGAAUUCCCGCCUCUCCUACUCCAUCCUGCGAGCUGGUGGGACAGAUCCAGGCCUGGAUCCUACUCGCUACCUCUCCAUACAUCCCACGAAUGGGCAGGUCACUGCCAAGUUCCCUUUUGACUAUGAGCAAACCACCUAUCUCCAGUUCCACGUGGAGGUCUCUGAUGGUGGCUCCCCGGCCCUGAGGAACAGGACGCUGGUUCAUGUUUUUAUAGUGGACCAGAACGACAAUGCCCCACAGGUGCAUUUCCCCAGGGCUGGGGAGGACUCCGCUGCUCAGUUCCGAAUUUCCCCCUCCAUCGCCCCUCCUGCUCUCAUCACCAAGGUGGUGGCAAUAGAUGCGGACUCGGGGCGCAAUGCCUGGCUAUCCUACCACCUCGUGGAAGCCACAGACCUGGGGCUUUUCAGCGUGGCCCUGCGUUCCGGGGAGGUCCGGAUCACGCGGGCUCUGCAGGACACGGACGCCUCUGCGCACGAACUGCUGGUGGUGAUCCGGGACGCCGGGGAGCCCCCACUCUCCACAGCCGUCACACUGGUGGUGCUGGUGGAGGAGAAGGGUCCAGAGGCCCUGCAGGGCUCCGAGGGUCGGGCUGCUGACGGUGGGGGAUUGCCCACUAUCACGCUUUACCUGAUUGUAUCCCUAGUGCUCAUCUCCACCGUCUCGCUGGUGGGACUGGCGGUGCUGGGCGUACGGUGCCUCCGGCGGGGCUCUGCACCUGCCAACCAGGGCUGCUGCGUGGAGAGCGUGAACACGCUUCAGCCCCCUCCCAGCCACAUUUUUGGGCACUUGCACUAUGAGCCUAAGCAAGGGGACACCGUGAUGGGCGUGCAGGUGACAGCAACAGCUCCCCCCGCCCCGCGUUACCGCUCCUGCUUCUCGCCGGUCUCGGAUAUCAGCGAGUUCAUGUUUGUGAAACCCUCCGCGGAUCCUCCUCCCCUGUACAGCGAGCAAGCUCAGCCCAACACAGACUGGCGCUUCUCUCAGACCCAGAGACCUGGAACAAGUGGCUCCCAGAAUGGAGAGGAAGCUGGAGCCUGGCCCAACAACCAGUUUGACACGGAGAUGCUCCAAGCCAUGAUCCUGGCUUCAGCAAACGAAGCUGCUGAUGGCAACUCGACCCUGGGCGGCGGGAAUGGCACGAUGGGGCUGAGCGCCCGCUACGGCCCCCAGUUCACCCUGCAGCACGUCCCCGACUACCGGCAGAACGUUUACAUCCCGGGCAGCAACGCCACCCUCACCAACGCCGCCGGCAAGCGCGACGCCAAGAACGCCGCCCCCGCCGCGGGCAACAAGAAGAAAUCCGGGAAGAAGGAGAAGAAGUAGAGAAGAAGAAGGAGACCUUAGAGCUACAGGGCAGCCGGCUCCAGCACUCCCCCCUAAAAAAAAAAAAAUUCACACCCCAGAUGGGGGGACGAAUGUGAAUUUUUUUUUUUUUUUUUUUUUUUUUUUUUUUUUUUUGUGAUGCAAAAGUAGGAAAUGCUACGAAUGUAUCUCGUCAUCAUCAGGUCUGGGAGCAGGGACUCGCUGCUCUUAGACCUCGUGAUGGAAACCAAUCUGGAAGCUCAACCGAACACAAACAAGUGCCCUGUGAAUAAUGUUUUAUACGAUCCCUUGGGUAUUAGAAUAUGCAAGGGCGGAAGGUCUUUUGCCACGUCUUUGGAUCCGAUUUGCUCCCAGGUAGUCCGAGGCUUUGUGCUCGGCUUUGCCCAAUGUAAAUAAUUUUAAUGUGGAUCUUUUAAUUUAUAUAGCCCUUCAACUUUUUUUUUUUUUUUGUGGAAUGGAAAAGAAAGUUCUUAGCUUAGAGCCCACGCUCCAGUUCUUCGCUCUUAAAUUUUCCAUUCAUAAAAUUCAUCCCCCUCCCGCCCCAGAUAAUGAUAGUGAUGGAUUUUGGAAUUUGGAAGUUGGUAGGGAGUGCUUCAGUUCCUGCUUACCUGUCACCCAGAAAAAAAAAAAAAAAAGUGUUUAUAUUGCAUGAAUCAAGGGAAUAUGGCAAAGCUGCAUCCUAAACAUUUUUUUUGUUUGUUUGGGUUUUUUUUUUUAAAGUGUAACCACUAAUGGCCUGAAAUAUGAGAAAGUAAAAAGCCCUCCCGAUGUCUGAGAGGCAGGGAAUUCGAUAAGGAGCGUUGCCGAGGUGUGCGGCAGCUGCCCCGGCAGUUCUUAGGGGUCUCCGAAGAGCAGACACAUCUCAAACCUUCUUUGCAGUAAAUAUUUAUAUGUACAGUCGAUGUUCUUAUGGAAUUAAGGCUAAGAGAGCCUCGCUCCCCUGCGGCCAGGCGGGUGCCCGGCCGGGUCCCCCGCCCGAGGGGACACACGGGGACGACGCUUCACGUCUCUGCACAGUGUCUGCAUGCCCGUCCCUCACCUCACACCUGCACUAGCGCAGUAGCUCCACACGGACCCGGAGAAGUCCUCGCAUGCCCACGCAGCGUGGUGUGAACGCGCCGGCAGCCGCCCGAACCCCCGUGCCGGGGCUGCCUCGGGGGGGAAGGGGUGGGAAGGGGUGGGGUGGGACAGGCGGGGUGGGGAAACUCCUUGCUUCUUAUUUGGGGCCCCCAAAGGUAAUUUGGGGUGAUAAGGCAGUUUUUUAUAAGGCGGUCAUUUUGUGGGGGGUCUCGCCCGAAGGGGUGGGAUCCGCAGAGCUGCCCGUGCAUGGCUUUGGUGCAGAGUUGGUGAUUGAGUAAGUGAUGGUUGUUUUGGUGGCGCUUGGGGACCAGAUUCAGAGAAGGGACCCAAAAGCAGGGGGUGAUGCUGCAAAACCAGGGGCAAUAACUGUGGGAGUGUCGAAUGGGACCGUGUAGGGCCAGCCUGGAAGAAGUGAUGCUCCCGCUGGCUUUGGGCUUUCCACCCCACAGAGAGAAUCAAAGGAUGAGGGAUAGAGUUUCUCCAUAUGCCCAUCAUCCUUGCACCAGGCCAGCUUCCCAUAGCAAAGCAGCUCUGAGCCCUCCAGGGAGGCAGAGGGGGGCUUUGUGUAGCCAGAGUGAGAAGAGAGGCUAUGGGGUGGCCAGGAAGGGGCUGCACCGAGUUUCCCAGGGGGUGUGUGUUGUUUUUUUCCUUUUUUAAUCACUAACACGUAACUCACCCGAGCAGAUCCAGCCCUCUCAGCCAGGCUCACCCUACCCCAGCCCCCUCCCCAAACCCAGGGCAGCAGGAGCAUCCUCCGUGUCUCAUCCGGAUCCAGCCACCUCCAGCUCUGGCUGCACUGGGAGCGGUUCCCACCCUGUCCCCUGCAGCUGCCACCUGCCCCCCCUUCCCUCUAGAAAUGCUGUAGCUGAAUCGUAGUCUUUAUAUUUUCUUUUUAAUCUGCAAUCUGAGGUAGCGUAGUGAGUGUUGUGCAUUUAGUGGCGUGUUAUUUUUAAUUGCAGUAACUAACUUGUGGACAUCAGUAUUUUCAAUUUUCUCUGUAUCUUCUUUCCAUGUGGUCUGUGCUCCGAGUGUACGUGAAAUGAAAACACGUUUGCCCUUUCAAUGUGUCUAAUAUUGAAUUAUACUUAUAUAUUAUAUAUAUGCUUAUAUCCUUCUUAUACCCAUAUAGACCAAUGUCGAUGUGUUACACGCAAGUUUUAUACUCUAAUAUUUAUAUUGCUUUUUUUCUUUGGGAAAAAAAAAUAAUAAAAUGGUUUCUUCUGAA
This is a messenger RNA of Corapipo altera (White-ruffed manakin), 7474 nucleotides long. Its product is annotated as protocadherin gamma-C5-like. Gene Ontology annotation, biological process: homophilic cell-cell adhesion. Bases 91 to 5169 code for a protein of 1692 amino acids. Gene Ontology annotation, cellular component: plasma membrane. Gene Ontology annotation, molecular function: calcium ion binding. The record is from RefSeq and is a predicted model, not a curated record. The transcript is spliced from 5 exons. Lineage: Eukaryota; Metazoa; Chordata; Aves; Passeriformes; Pipridae.